AAGCAAACCAAAGAUCAACACCAGCGUGCAAAUGAACAUUCCGACUACUUUGAAUGAACCGUACUAUUCAUGGAGGUGAACAAUGAUCGGCUAAAAGCAGAUCAGAGUUGCACAGAUCGAAAGUUCAUAACGAACACAGUUACUGUUGGACAAAAUGCGACCCUGACGUGUCCUCUUCAGAAAUCUCUCCUGCACCAAGAAACCUACCACUGGAUCAGACUUGUUUCUGGAAACUGGCCGGAAUAUCUGGGAGGAACAUUUAACUUUGAUUUUGAUGGUGUUACAGAGAUAACUCACAUUACAGCAAAGCAAGAAAAUGAAGCAUUUGUUCUCCAUAUUAAUGGAGCUAAGAUUAAUGAUGCUGGUCUUUAUUACUGUAUUAAAGUAAAACAGCUUAAUCUGACCUUUAUUAAAAGAACAUUUCUAGAAAUUAAGGGACCAGAACCAGAUAUCACUGCUGUCAUUCAGGAGCCUCCAUCUGAGCCGCUAAAUCCAGGAGACCCAGUCAAUCUGCAGUGUUCAGUCUUCUUUAAGACCGAGAAGAAAACUUGUCCAGCAGAUCACAGUGUGUUCUGGUUCAAAGCCGGAUCAGAUGAUCGUCAUCCCAGUUUUCUUUAUCUUCAUGGUAACAGCGGUGAUAAAUGUGAGAGAACUCCUGAGACUAACACCACACAGAAAUGUGUCUACAGCUUCUCCAGUGAAGUUACCUCCUCUGAUGCUGGGACGUUUUACUGUGCUGUGGCCACAUGUGGAGAGAUUUUAUUUGGAAAUGGAACCAAACUCGAUUUUCAAGGAUCCACUUUGAGGUUGCGGGAUACCAGUGCAGUUUUUUUUCUGCUGGGUUCUGUCUUGGCUCUAAGUCUGAUUGCUAUAGCUGUCCUCAUUUAUGCCAUGAAGAAAAACAACUGUGAUCAUUGUCAAGCUGCAGACACACAGAAACACAGCUGUGGUCAAGACAGCCAACAGAGUGGUGAGGAAAGAUGGAUUUACUCUGCUGUCGUCUUCACCAUGGCAAAAACUAACACCAGAGCAAUAAAGGAAGCAGUAGAGAGACGCAGGAGCUACGCUAAAAUCAAGACUCUUGGGUUUGAUUAGUCAGUUAAUAGAUUUUUGACAUCUCUUUUUUCAGACUCCAACUUCAUGUUUGUUUAGAGUCAAAUUUAAUAAUUCUGUACUUGUGUAUUAAUGUAUGUCUAUAAAUCGUGUAUUAAUAUGAUUUUAUAAACAAGCUGUCUUUAUGUUUAAAGGUGUUUGGAGUAAAUCUCUCUAAAAGUGUUGUUGCAUCUAUGAAAGGAGAAUCCACACUCUCCUCUUCUAUGUAAAAACAAAAUAGGCCCAAAAACCAAUGUAAUGUUGUCAUAAUGGAUUUCAAGUUUAAAUAUAUCAAUGGUGUAGUUGCUUCAUUCGACCACUCAAACAAAAUUAUUUAGUUACCGCGAGCAUUCCUGAAAUAAUAUUAUAAUUGAGAAAACCACCAGAAAGAAUAAAUUCAGGGGACCCAAAGCUCGGCAAAUUUAAGAAAUGAUAUAUAUAUGUAAAAAAAAAAACAUUUAAGUGUUUUUUUUUAAUCAGUACCUGAAAUGUAUAGUGGGACAAAUGAGUAAUUUGAAAGUUGGAUCAUCAUGCAUGAAUCAUGUUUGGAUAAACAUUGGUAACACUGGUGUACUAAAUUGUAUUAAGAUUAUUUGUUUUAUGAUUAUAUGUGUGUGACGUGUGUGAUUAUCUGUUCAGCCUACCUGCCAAUAUGGCUGUUUUUAUUGUAAUUAUUAUUAUUUUCAGAAAACUUUAUAAAAUACAAAAAAGUAUGAAAACUUUCAUCUGGCUUG
Molecule: messenger RNA, 1826 nt
Organism: Melanotaenia boesemani (Boeseman's rainbowfish)
Lineage: Eukaryota; Metazoa; Chordata; Actinopteri; Atheriniformes; Melanotaeniidae
Exons: 6
Coding region: 70-1095 (341 amino acids)
Biological process (GO): response to bacterium
Source: RefSeq, a predicted model, not a curated record